AUGUUCAGGGGCGGUCAGACCAACAGUUACGACGAAAUCGUUGCUAAAACGACUGAUGAAAACCUGACGAAUGAGAACUGGGAGUUGAUUCUGAAUCUAUGCGACAAGGUCCUCGAUGAAGGUGAACAAGGCGCGCGCAAUAUUGUCGCCGCCGUCCUCAAACGUCUGGCGCAUCGCAAUCCUAACGUACAACUAUAUACGUUGACUCUUGCGGAGUCGUUGACGAAGAACUGCGGAAUUGAGGUGCAUAGGGAGAUCGCAUCGCGCGCAUUCACCCAGGGACUAGAGAAGCUGGUUACCGAUCGGACCACGCACGACAAAGUUCGGCGGCGAGCCCUAUCAUUGAUUGCUCAGUGGACAUCGGAGUUCGAGAAGGACCCCACGCUCGGGAUUAUGGAGGAAUGCUUCGAGUCUCUAAAGAGCAAGGGAUACAAGUUUGAGACGCCAGAUGAGCCUCCGCCGCCGGAUGUGGAUGAUGAAGUUCGUCGCCGGGAAGAGGAGGAACUACAACGCGUCCUGGAGAUGUCCAUGCACGACAAGGGUGGACGACCUCAAUGGGCUAAUUACUCGCUUGCAUCGUCAAGCGGUGCAGGCGGAUCCGGCUCGAACGUAAACCUACCGGCAACCAACACCACGCAGCCGCCCCGCCAGCAGCAAACAAGCUAUGGCGGCUACGUGCCCUCAGCCAGCCCGGCGGUUUCUGCCGCGAACACUUCUUCACCGUCCACGGUGGCCUCAAUUACGCCGUCCUCAACGCCUAGUGCAUCGGGCCAGGACAGUGUCUCUAUAGUCACCAGGGUCCGGGCGCUACACACCUUCGAGCCCACUGAGGCCGGAGAGCUGGCCUUCGAGAAGGGCGACAUCAUCAAGGUCGUCGACCGAGGAUACAAGGAUUGGUGGCGUGGCCAGUUGAAGGGCAGGACGGGCAUCUUCCCUGUGAACUAUGUGGAGCCUUUGCCCGAGCUUACGGCGGCUGAACUCGCCCGAGAGGCGGAGCAGGAGGCUGCUGUGUUCUCGCAAGCUGCGAAUGUGGAUCGUCUGCUGACGUUGCUCCGUGGUAUGGAUCCCGCAAAGGACAAUCUCGCGGAUAAUGAGGAGAUUCAGGAAGUGUACAGGAACUGCAUGACUCUGCGUCCCAAGAUCGUCAAGCUGAUUGACAAGUAUAGUCAGAAACGAGCUGACCUCGUCUCGAUGAAUGAGACGUUUGUGAAGGCGAGGACCAUAUUCGACCGAAUGAUGGAGGAAAGCCUUGCUCGAAACAGUGCUAUGUAUGAUGCACGUCCCUCGUACGCUCAGACUCACUCAUCGUACAUCGCCCGCCCCGACUCCCGUGCUCGUCAAGAAUACGGCAUGCCGCCAGGCCCUCAGCCUUACGGUUACGGUACAGCAGGCUAUGAUCAAGGCUACAACGCCUAUCCUGCUUCCCAGCCGGGUUACGCGCAAGGCCCUGAGCGUGCCUACUCUCCCGCCGCUCGCCCCCAGCCCGCAUAUGACUCCAACCCGUAUACUCAGAGGCCACAGACUGUGUACGGUCAACCGCAAGUCUACGGCGCCCCUACACCUUAUGGCAGCCAGCCCGAGUCCCAGAUCUAUCCUGCCGGUCAGCCUGCUCAGCAAGCGCAGCCUCAGCCUCAGCCUCAGCCUCAGCCUCAGCCUCAGCUUCAGCCUCAGCUUCAAGCGCACCCACAGGUGCAAGCUACGCCUUUCCAACAAGCUGGCGCUCCCGUUUCGACCCAGCUCACGCCGACGCCCCAAGUCCCACAACCGCAGGCCCAGCCCCAGCCGCAUGCACAACCGCAGCCGCAGCCGCAGGUGCAGCUACAAGCCCAACCGCAGCCUCAAGCUCAAGCUCAAGCGGAGCCCCGGCCCGAGCCCGAGCGGCAGCAGAGUGGCCCGCCCUUCGUGUAUGACCCCAAUGCAACGUAUCCCGACCCGAAUGUGCAGGCCUGGGCGCAGUACUAUGCUCAGGGCGGAACGGACCCAACAGGCUCUGUCUACUUCGUCUCCGUGCCUGGGGUCAAGGGGGGCCAUCCAACACAGACUCAGCAGCAGCAAUCAGUCUCACGCAGCAGCUCGCAGGACACUGCGCAGACCGUUGUGGCCCAGCAGGCGCAGGUGUCAACUACGGACUUGAGCGCAACGACACCUUCGGGACAACCUGCUGGCGAGAUCGCUGCGGCCCACGCGGGUUCGGAGGUCCCUGGUGUGCAGCAGCAAGCACCCGGUAGUCCGACAUCAAGGCUCUCUCAGCCUGCGCACGGAGAACCCCAGCAGGGUGCGUGGCAGGCGCAAUACCAGGGCUUGCCAAACCAGCUCGCGGGGAUGCAGGUGUCCGGUGAGAACGCGCAGGCCCCACAUUCUGGCCCGCAGGGCGUCGGCGCGCCUGCUUGA
Molecule: messenger RNA, 2391 nt
Organism: Fomitopsis serialis
Lineage: Eukaryota; Fungi; Basidiomycota; Agaricomycetes; Polyporales; Fomitopsidaceae
Exons: 9
Coding region: 1-2391 (796 amino acids)
Biological process (GO): protein transport to vacuole involved in ubiquitin-dependent protein catabolic process via the multivesicular body sorting pathway
Cellular component (GO): ESCRT-0 complex
Molecular function (GO): ubiquitin binding; phosphatidylinositol binding
Source: RefSeq, a predicted model, not a curated record